CGUCACGUUCACUUGUUACUCCAGGUCUGGCCACUCGGCAGCAUUUGGCAGUUGUUCUGUGACCCCCUUCUCAAUCCCUACUCAUGUCACCAUUAUGCCUCCUCAGAUGGUCACUGUUGGGGACUCAGCAGAAUUUUUCUGUCUGGCCACGAGUGUGCCACCCUCUAACAGGUACCGUUGGUUUGUCGGACGGGGACAAUCCAUGACAAGGGUAUCAAAGACAAAAGGACGUUUUGUGAUCGCCAACCAAGGAGCGUCUCUGCGGAUUCUGAACAUCACCCGAGAAGACAGCGGGAUGCCGGUGCGAUGCGUUGCCAGAAACCCUCUUGACAUGAAGGGAAUGGACGAAGAUAUGUUGCAAGUUUUAAUCCAACGGGACCCCAUUCCCACCACAACAAUAGCUCCCACUAAGCCCCCAAGGACUACUACGAAGUCCCCGCCCACCCCGUCGCCGACGACACUUCCUCUAACUGUCCUUCUGAAGACAUCACAACGGAUUCGGCUACAAACCUUACGAGCCCAAGCUACCAAGGCACCAAGUCUGGCCCCACCUGAACAACCUACUCUGCGUACUGCAUCAAAACAGCAACCUCUAACGCAGUCUCCCGAACCCAAGAAUCCAGUAACAACUGUGCUUGUCACAACAAAUAAGAUGGAUGAACCUGUAAGUGCAUCACCACCGCUUCAAGAUGUUACCAUUCCGCACGUGCCCCCUGAUUCUGUCCUCCAACCCGGUCCCAAAGGCAAAGGUUUCACGGCAGGUGCUGCGGUAGGAUUCACGGUUCUUGUCCUCAUCGUCCUCGCACUGACUGGAAUACUGAUCAAAAUCAAAUUCGUGGACAAGCAUGAGAAACCCGUCAAAAGGAAGACUCUUCGCCCGGCUAACAAGCCUCGUAUCGACAAGUUGGACAUUGUCGUUGUGCCGAAUGCCACCCCGGAAGAAGAUGGCAAUACAAAUAAUGCUCAGCCGUCAAACAAUACUGAUGCUACACCUAAGCCAGCCAGAUCGGCCAGACGACAGUCCUUUGUCCAUCCUGAUUUCCUGGAGCAGUUGGCCUCCACCAUUCGAUCUAAGAGCCACUGUUCAUCCAUGUUCAAGAGAGGAUCAUUCAGUUGGCGCAAGAGGAAAGCCUCCACUCUUGACCGUCCUCACACCGUCAAAUCUGAGGACCCUGCACUGGACACUGAAGCCACCAGCACGGUCAAGAGGUACUCGGCGUUCUUCAAUGCUGUCCCUCAACUGUCGAGCGACGAGAUGCCAGUUGCCACUGCAAGGCAAGUCCAGAAAACCGAGUCAGUCUACGAGAAUACUGAGAUCGGCUUGAGGCUGCAGCAACAGGUGAAUCGAAGAAGCCGAGAUCGAGAGUCGCCUUAUGAGAAUACGCAGUGUCCUAUGAGAGAUGCUGCACCAUUAAGCGACCCUGACAGGCGCAAGAGUGAGGCAAGCAGCUUGCUGGAUUUAGUGUACGCUGAUUUGGACUGGACAGGGUUCUCCUCCAAUCAGGAUGAGGUUAAUGACACCGAGGAGAAGACUGAGUAUGCAGCCAUUAGAACCUCCAAAGUUCUGUCGUAAUGCAUUGUCAUGGUUUCCGUCACCAGGUAUAGAGGGCGCUGUUCAGAAAAAAAAUCACAAAUGAAAACUGUGACAUGGUUUUUAUCGAACAUUGUUUUCCGAUGGAUAUGUAUAUUAUAAACUUUGAAGGUAGGAAGAAAAAAAGAAUCGAUAUGAAGACAUUUGCCGUUUAAUGUGCACUGUUGUCAUCCGCCGAGACUCAACUGAUCGAUAAGUUUUUCAACCGAUUAAAUCGUACACAAACAUAGAGAAAAUACGCGUCAGGGCAUUGGACUCGAAAUGGUACACUGUAUGUACCUGUUGUAAAAUAUGGCAAGGAUACAGAAUAUUGUGUUGCCUUUGUAUAUCGUCAGUAUGAAGUGUUGGCAUUAUAAAACAGGAAUCGUAAUGCAUUAUUAACAAAUCAUACAGCCUACAUAAUCCGUAAUUUGUCAUUGGAAAACUGGCUGGUUUCGAUGUUUCAUAUUUCCAUGUUGAAUUAAAUUGUCAACAUAUCCAUCCCCAUGCAAAAUGCACUAAGCACAAUCUUGCUAAAGAAAUAGCUUUCAGUUAAGGUAUUCGCUUUCGUGUCCCUUUUGGAAUUUCAUUUUUUGUGUAAUAGGCUUGACAGAACUCGUGCUUUUGCCGUGCAUAUUUAUCCUAACUUUUUGCUUGUACAUACUGGCAGGAAAACGAUGAUACACCAUAGUUGUUAAAAUAAGAAAGUUGCUGAGAUUUAAAAAAUCAGGGGGAAUUUCAGAUUAAGAAUUUUGGAUAAAACAAAGUCGCAAGCCGAUUAUUGCUGAACGUGUAAUUGCAUGAAACUUGAGGUACUUAAAAGAAUAAAUUCGCCAAAUAGUUUUCAUAAAAUAUUCUAACCGAUCUUGUCCAUGAUCGUUGUGAUGCAUUUUGAGUUACUGAUCAGAGAAGUUCCUCACGACAGACAGUGACUGUUUGCUGUGUGUUGAUUCUUCGGAGAAGCUCCUAACGACUGUUUGCUGUGUCUUGAUUCUUCCGUCCUUGUAAACCUGUGUGCUGCUUGGUCAGAAUUUGUGUUUGCUUUAGCCAAUCACGGU
Molecule: messenger RNA, 2628 nt
Organism: Acanthaster planci (crown-of-thorns starfish)
Lineage: Eukaryota; Metazoa; Echinodermata; Asteroidea; Valvatida; Acanthasteridae
Source: RefSeq, a predicted model, not a curated record